AUGUCCUAUCGAGGAAACACACGCGGCGGUGGAAACCGUGGAGCAUUUCGCGGCGGAGGGAGUGACCGGGGUGGUGGACGAGGAGGACGAGGUGGCUAUUCAGGCGGUUCAGGCGGCGGAUUCAGCGGUCCAACAGUCGUCAGUGGAGCUGUUCCGCCCGAUGCUAAUGUGACAAAGCUGGAGGAUGCCUUGCAGGUGAAGCCUGGACCUGUGAAGGUGCACGAAACCUUCCCCAGCCGGCCUGGAUACGGCACCAAAGGCGCGAACGUGACCCUCUGGGCCAAUUACGUCGUCCUUACGGCCCCGAACAAGCUCGUGAUGUAUCGAUAUGACCUCUCGGUGACGCCGGCCUUGACGGGCAAGAAGCUGGUUCAGCUCAUUCGGCUAGUGCUGGAAGCGCCCGAACUGGCGCCCUACAAAGACGACAUUGUGACCGACUUCAAGUCGACGCUAAUCUCGCGCAAAAAGCUGGACAACCAGACCAUAACGAUCUCGUACCGCGCCGAAAUGGAAGACGAGCCUCGAACCGGGGCCAAGCAGCACCAGGCUCAGCUUCUCUUCACAAACGUCCUGCCGGUAUCCGAUCUCAUGUCGUACCUGACAUCCACAAACAUUUCCGCCCAGUAUGACGAGAAGCUGCCGAUGGUGCAGGCCCUAAACAUCUUCCUCAAUCACUACGCAAAGUCGGCCAAUAACGUUGCCAGCAUUGGCGCGUCCAAGACGUUCUUGCUCGGCCAACAGUCCGCCAAGCUAGACCUCGGCAGCUGUCUCACGGCCAUGCGUGGCUUCUUUUCCAGCGUCCGUAUGGCAACAGCCCGAGUCCUGGUGAACGUCAAUGUGAGCCACGGCGCCUUCUAUCAGGAAGGCCCACUUGACCAGUUCAUUCUAAAUUUCGGCUCCCAGAAGGGCAUGUACAAGCUCCAGACGUUUCUCAAAGGGCUUCGCAUCCGCACCACGCACCUGAAGGAGAAGAAGAAUAAGAAGGGCGAGGUCAUCAUCAGAGCCAAGUCGAUUCAUGCCCUCAGCAAUGUAAGCGACGGGCAAGGUCUAGCCCACCCUCCGCAGGUUCGGAAGUUUGGUGCGGGGCCGAGGGAUGUGCAAUUCUGGCUUGAGGCCACACCCCAGACAAGCGCCCCGGCUGUCCCUGGAGCCGCAGCAUCAGGUGCAGCUGGAUCGAAGAAGGGCGGAAAGGGCGCCAAGGGUGGUAAAGGCGCCAAGGGAGGCGAGCCCACGAAGCCUGUAGCGGCUGGUGGACGAUACAUCUCGGUCUACGACUUCUUUUUUAACACGUACGGCAUCCGUCUUUCUAGGCCGGAACUGCCCGUUGUCAAUGCAGGUAACCACGAGCACCCGACAUAUCUGCCAGCUGAAGUCUGUUAUGUUAUUCCUGGACAGCCAGCCAAAAGCAAACUCGACCCGGGCCAGACCCAACAGAUGAUUCGUUUUGCAGUUCGCAGACCGGCCGAGAACUUGACCACCAUUGCAACCCAGGGUCUGCAGACCGUUGGCCUGGCGCCAAACACAAACCCCCAACUGGGACACUUUGGAAUUACUGCCGCAUCGCGCCUUAUCACCGUUCCCGGUCGUAUCUUGACCCCCCCAAAGAUAAUCUACCGACAGAACAAGUCGGCAAGUGUCAUGUCAGGCGGCUGGAACAUGGUUCCCCGUGGCUCGGCAAGCCUCAAGUUCAGCACUGGCGGAUCGGUUCAAAAGUGGUCGUGCUUGUACAUUGAUAUGCCCGACGUCUACCCGAGAGCAUAUAAAUUUUCAUCGGCGGACCUGAUGGCCACCCUUGCUGGGUUCGCAGGCGUCCUCAGAGACGCGGGAAUUGCAGCCGGACCGCCCGCCACACCGCAGCGACUGGUCUUGCAGGACACGGACGACCCACAGCUGGAGGAUAUGUUCAAACGGGCAUCUUCGGCCCUACAACUGCUCUUCAUCAUUCUGCCGGAAACGCCCAUUCCGCUGUACAACCGGAUCAAGCAGCUGGGUGAUGUGAAGUAUGGUAUUCACACAGUUUGCAGUGUGGGGUCGAAGCUGGCCAAGCCCCAGGGCCAGGACCAGUACUUCCGCAACGUGGCACUCAAGUUCAACCUGAAGCUGGGCGGCAGUAAUCAGCAGAUUGAACCGGUACGCCUGGGCCUCCUAGCAGAGGGGAAAACGAUGGUUGUCGGCAUCGACGUCACCCACCCGUCGCCGGGCUCCUCCCCGAAUGCGCCGAGCAUUGCUGGCAUGGUGGCAAGCAUCGACAGUUCUCUGGGACAGUGGCCCGCAGUUCUCAGCAUUCAGUCGCGUGCUCGCCAGGAGAUGGUGUCGUCCCUCAGCGAUAUGCUCAAGUCGCGGCUGCAUCUGUGGCGCACGAAGGGGAAGCACACUUCGCUGCCCGAGAACAUCCUGGUGUAUCGGGACGGCAUCUCGGAAGGCCAGUAUCCCGUCUUUGUGGCAGAGGAGCUGCCGCUUCUGCGUGCUGCGUGCAAGGCGGUCUAUCCUCCGGCCGAUCAAGCCAAGGGACUGCCUCGACUAACGGUCGUCAUCGUGGGCAAGCGCCACCACACGCGCUUCUACCCGACGCAGGAGGCCGACGCCGACCGAUCGGGCAACAGCAAGGCCGGCACGGUGGUCGACCGCGGCGUGACCGAGGCGCGCAACUGGGACUUCUUCCUACAGGCACACGCAGCCCUGCAAGGCACAGUACGGCCAGCACACUACUACGUCUUGCUGGACGAGAUCUUCCGGUCGCGCUACAAAUCCAACACGGCGGACCAGCUGCAGGAUCUGACGCAAAGCAUGUGCUACGUCUUUGGACGUGCAACCAAGGCGGUCAACAUCUGCACGCCCGCCUACUACGCCGACAUUCUCUGCGAGCGUGCACGGUGCUACCUGAGCAGUGUGUUUGAGACACCCAGCAAUUCGGCGACGCCGUCGCUGGCCAGCGGGGGAGGUCAUUCGGCCCUGGCUUCGCAGCAGGACGUGGCCAUUCACCAGCAUAUUCGCGAUAGCAUGUUUUACAUUUAG
Messenger RNA from Grosmannia clavigera kw1407, 3015 nucleotides. RefSeq names its product RNA interference and gene silencing protein. The transcript is spliced from 3 exons. Lineage: Eukaryota; Fungi; Ascomycota; Sordariomycetes; Ophiostomatales; Ophiostomataceae. Gene Ontology annotation, molecular function: RNA binding; protein binding. The record is from RefSeq and is a predicted model, not a curated record. Bases 1 to 3015 code for a protein of 1004 amino acids.